AUGGCCCAUCGCUCCGUUGCUGUGGCAGGGAUGCUGGUGGAGAUUGUGCUGGAAGCGCAGCCCGCUGUGGACUAUGGAGGCAUACAUCAUCCACGCCUCGCUCUCCAUUUCGUUGACCGAUCUGAGUGUUUCAAAGAUAAGAUCAAGCAGAAAGAAACUGGUCCAGUGGGCGGAUCGCAGCCUCUGGCAGCCAGAAUGAAAGCUUCAUUGUGGAUCACGGCCACAUUCCUCGCUCCCACAGUCCUAUCUAUAGAGACAUUGCCAUUCUCUCUCCCGCAAUUCGCAGAAACCAGCAAAAGAGCAUACGAUGUCUUGCAAAUCCUGAAGCGCGCCGAUAAUAAUUGCCCGGGGGGUUACGUUCCUUGCACCAACCUAGGCCAUUCCGAUGUUUGCUGCAGAAGCGACUCUAUCUGCUCUCGAGACGCCGCCGAUAAUAUCGCUUGCUGCCCUUCUGGGGCAAAGUGCACAGGAAGCCUUACGGGGGCGUCUACUGGCACAGACGCCAGUUUUAAAUUCCCUGGCACCGCAACCGCGGCACCGACUACGACUACCAACGACGCUACAAUAACCGGCUCUACGUUGACGGGGGCCUACCCGUUCAUCUAUGUCCCCACCACAUUCCCCAAUGCAGGCAUAUGCUCGUCGUACUGGUCCGUAUGUCAAACCGAGUAUUCGCAGUGCACCGCGGCUCUUGGAGGUCGCUACGGAGUCACCGUCGCAGGAGGCGGCGCGGGAGUCACGGUUGCGGGCGGUGGUGCAACGACCGCGGCGUCUGUUUGCUCGAGUCUGAGCCAAGCUGCUUGCCAUGGACUCAACCUGGCGUAUUGCGGCACGUAUGCCACGGGAGGAAGCAGCCCGAACAUUGCUGUAUCGGGCCGAACCUCCAGCUUGCAGGACUUAGUGUUUGGUAUGGUCGUUGGGGUGGCGGGAAUGUUCAUCUGA
This is a messenger RNA of Aspergillus udagawae, 942 nucleotides long. RefSeq lists its product as uncharacterized. The record is from RefSeq and is a predicted model, not a curated record. NCBI's taxonomy places the organism in Eukaryota, Fungi, Ascomycota, Eurotiomycetes, Eurotiales, Aspergillaceae. Bases 1 to 942 code for a protein of 313 amino acids. The transcript is spliced from 2 exons.